Messenger RNA from Seriola aureovittata, 2537 nucleotides. Its product is annotated as CCR4-NOT transcription complex subunit 2-like. Gene Ontology annotation, biological process: nuclear-transcribed mRNA poly(A) tail shortening; regulation of DNA-templated transcription; regulation of stem cell population maintenance. Bases 271 to 1887 code for a protein of 538 amino acids. Gene Ontology annotation, cellular component: P-body; CCR4-NOT core complex. The record is from RefSeq and is a predicted model, not a curated record. The transcript has 15 exons. NCBI's taxonomy places the organism in Eukaryota, Metazoa, Chordata, Actinopteri, Carangiformes, Carangidae.
CGGUUCGUGUUUACAGCCGAGCGAGGCGUUAGUGAAAUUUAUAACGUAAAACACGGUAGUGUACAACAUAAUACACGCGUUGUAAGUGUUGGAAGCGUGUUAGCUCAGUUAGCCGUUGUUUACUGGCUGCUUCUGUUUGGGAUCGUGGAUGUUCGGCUAACCUACUUCAGUAAACAAAACUAAUCCUGAGAGAUCACUGUCCAGACAGGACUGUGGAUCUGAACAUUAACACCACCUCAUGUUCUUCAGGGACGACAGGUGACACGCGGUAUGUUUGGUGCUAACCGGAAGAAGUUUAUGGAGGGGGGGGUGGAGAGCGACUACGCGGACGACUCCAGCCUCUACUACAGCCAACAGUCCAUGUUCCCUCCUCACCGCCCUGACAAAGAUAUGCUGGUGUCGUCCUCUGCUUCCUCAACGGGUCAACUGUCACAGCUGGGAGCCAGUUUAUAUGGCCCGCAGAGUGCUCUGGGGUUUCCCAUGCGUGGUAUGAACAGCAGCGCAGCACCUCAGUUAAGUCGAAGUGGGCUCAACCAGUCUGCCAGCCAGCUCUCCAGUCAUGCCAGUACACCCAACGCUGGCACAAUGCACACACCUCCCUCACCGAGCAGGGGUAUCCUGCCCAUGAGCAGCCGGAGCGUGCUGAACCACAGCCAGCAGGUGGGGGGUCCGACGGGUCAGGCGGGAGGGAUGGGGGUAGGAGGAGAGAGGGGAGGCAGCGGUGGAGGAGGCAGGAGCGGCAGCAUGGGGAGUCCCAGCCGCUCGUCACCCAGCAUCAUCGGCAUGCCCAAACAGCAGCAAGCACGGCAGCCCUUCACUAUUAACAGUAUGUCAGGGUUUGGGGUGAACAGAAAUCCCGGCUUCAGCUUGAACAACUCGUUAUCCAACAACAUCUUCAAUGGCACAGACGGCAGUGAGAAUGUGACGGGGCUGGACCUGUCGGAUUUCCCAGCGUUAGCAGACAGGAGUCGGAGGGACGGAGGCUCGAAUCCCACCCCACUGCUCAACCCGCUGGCCGGUCGGGCUCCUUACGUUGGCAUGGUAACCAAGCCGUCCAGUGAGCAGUCGCAAGACUUCUCCAUCCACAACGAAGACUUCCCAGCUCUUCCUGGGCCAAACUACCAAACAAAAGACCCCACCAGCACCAGCGAAGACAGCAAAACGAAUCUGAAUUCAUCAGGAAAGCCCACCUCUAACUCAGAUGGUCCAAAGUUCCCUGGCGACAAGAGCUCUGCGCCUAGCAACAACAACCAGCAGAAGAAAGGGAUCCAGGUUCUUCCCGACGGACGCGUGACCAACAUCCCGGUUGGCAUGGUAACAGACCAGUUUGGGAUGAUCGGCUUGCUAACGUUCAUCCGGGCGGCAGAAACGGAUCCUGGCAUGGUCCACCUGGCGCUGGGCUCCGACCUCACCACACUUGGCCUCAACCUCAACUCACCUGAGAAUCUCUAUCCUAAGUUCGCGUCUCCCUGGGCGUCAGCUCCGUGUCGACCGCAGGAUAUAGAUUUUCACGUCCCCUCAGAGUAUUUAACCAACAUCCACAUAAGGGACAAGUUAGCAGCUAUCAAGUUGUCUCGGUAUGGUGAAGAUCUGUUGUUUUAUCUCUACUAUAUGAACGGAGGAGACCUACUACAACUACUGGCUGCAGUAGAACUCUUUAACAGGGACUGGAGGUACCAUAAAGAGGAGCGGGUUUGGAUCACCCGGGCUCCAGGUAUGGAGCCCACGCUGAAGACCAACGCCUAUGAGAGAGGGACCUACUACUUCUUCGACUGCCUCAACUGGAGAAAAGUGGCCAAGGAGUUUCAUCUGGAGUACGACAAACUAGAAGAGCGGCCUCACGUUCCCUCCACGUUCAACUACAAUCCUGCCCAGCAGGCCUUCUGAUUGGCUCUCCCUCCUCCUGCCUGCCUGCCAUUGGCCCUCCUGACUCAUCAGUCACCCCCCCCCCCCCCCCCCCCUCCCUCCCCCAGGGUUUUCUCACCUCCACACACUCAAAGAGAAUCUGGCCAUUGAGGACUCGGGACAGGAGAGGACGUCCUGGCUCCUGUUCUCUUAAACACUUUCUGAAUAGACUUUAUAAUUUUAACUUUUCUGAUUUUUCUUUGUUCUUUACCUCAUUUUCCUUUUUUUUUAUUUCCCACCCCUCCCUCCAUGGGUUUGGUUCAGUUGGUCUGUAAUGUGGAGCACAGACUUAAUGUCAACAGACAGCACAGUACAUCAAACACAGACACGCACUGUAAAUAACUGUCCAUCUGAUCGAGUGAUUCAUGUUUCUAUUCAGUCUUAAAAAUAAAACGACUAUUUUUGUCUAGAGAAGCUUUUAAGAACCAGAUUUUAACACAGGAUUCAAUCACCUGUCAGGAUGGAUAAUUAUUUCACAAUGUGUCAAACAGAAACUGAAGAUAUUUAUCUUUUAUUUUUACCAGGUUUCUCCAGCAUUACAAAUCAGAACACACAUCAGCAGACAGUGGACAGUCAGGAGAGGAAAUGCAAUGUACAUUGUAGCACUAUUUCAUAAUAAAAGGAGAAAAAUA